CAUAACUUUAUUCUGGCUAUAGAACGCGAAUCAAGCGACUUGUAUAUUUUUCAUUGAGUAGGAUAUCAAAAUGACUGAUAAUUUCAUAGAAGCAAACAAUUAUUUUACGAAUGGGAACCUUAGGAUGGCUGAAAUCAAAUAUUCAAGCUUCAUUGAUGAUUCGAUUCACCGUUUAUCUACCUUAGAACGUGAAGAUAAUGAGUUAUUAUUGAAAGUAGCAUCAGCCUUGAAUGACCGAGGUCAGAUUAAAUACAGAAGAGUUGACUUUGAUGAUGCCAUUGAGGAUUAUACAUUGGCAUUACAACACAAACCAGACUUCAGUGUUGCAUUCUACAACAGGGGUCAAAUCCAUUACAGGCUAGGUCGUUUCCAAGAAGGCAUCUCAGAUUUCCAGAAAGCUCUUGCAAUCCAACCAGACUUUCCUGACUGUAGCCUUGCUCUUCAAACCGCUCAGGCAGACAUGAAAGAGAAGAGAAGUCCAGCACUGUCUAGUUCAUGACACUCCC
Molecule: messenger RNA, 506 nt
Organism: Lytechinus variegatus (green sea urchin)
Lineage: Eukaryota; Metazoa; Echinodermata; Echinoidea; Temnopleuroida; Toxopneustidae
Product: tetratricopeptide repeat protein 32-like
Exons: 3
Coding region: 71-499 (142 amino acids)
Molecular function (GO): protein binding
Source: RefSeq, a predicted model, not a curated record